CUCUCUCUUUUCCUCUCUCCUCUUCUUACUAUUAUUAUUAUUGCCUACGGAGUACUCUUUGACCUCCCUCCUCUCGUGCCUCUCCAAAUUCCACCACCAAGAUCUCCACCACCACCACCACCACCACCUUCACCUUCUCCGCCGCCCGCCUUUCCCAGCCUCCCACAGCUCAUUCCUUCCCAUUCACCAGUUCCUGCACCGCGACUUCCCACUCUACCAACCCUGCCCACUUACAUCACAUCACAUCCUGCAUCAUCUACACCGACUUUGUCCUCGACUUCAUCAUUAUCAACGUCACUCCCUCGCCGAUUCCCUUGCGCCAGUCAUUGUCGAUUAUUUGUAACACAUUUGGUCCAUCUGCGCAUCAACCAGCUCCAGCCCGCCCACUUGCAUUUGGGCCACACAGCUCGAUCUUCCAGCAGAUCUUUUAGCAUCACAUCAACACUGGUGACAAUUCACCCGCCGCAGUCAUGACAGAGAAUAAACCAGGUGCUCCAGUCUACGAUAUCUCAUCCGGUGGUCAUUAUGGUGCAAGCGCUGCUUUAUCCGCUCAAGGCUACGUUCCACAUACUGAACUUUACUCUGGAUUAUGGUCAAAUAUUAAUCAAGGCCUGACGGGCCCCUCUCGUGAGAUCCUUGCCACCUAUUGGCAACAGACCAUCAACCACCUCGAAACCGAUACCCACGACUUCAAGAUUCAUCAGCUGCCACUUGCCCGUAUCAAGAAGGUCAUGAAGGCCGACCCCGAAGUCAAAAUGAUUUCCGCCGAGGCACCUAUCUUAUUCGCCAAAGGGUGCGAUAUCUUCAUCACAGAGUUGACCAUGCGUGCAUGGAUCCACGCCGAGGACAAUAAAAGAAGGACAUUGCAGAGAAGUGAUAUCGCUGCUGCCCUCGCAAAGAGUGACAUGUUUGAUUUCUUGAUUGACAUUGUCCCUCGAGAGGAAGGCGCUGGACACGGUGGCUCUUCGAAACGGCCAACCACCAGUGGUCAAGCGGCGCCCGCCCAGGUCCCCCAGCAACCCCAACAGCAGAUGCCACCGCCCGACUACGGUUUGCAACAUGGCAACAUGGGGCCUCCAGACAAUCAAUACGGCAGAUCCCAAAUGUACCCCGCCCAUAUGGGCGGCGAUGCCCAACAAGAUCCCAGCCAAGGAUACGGACAACCACAGCAGAUGUUUGGCGGAGGUGAACUCUACAACCCUUAUGCACCAGGUCAGUUUGGUGCUGGCGCACAACAGAUGUACUCCAACAUUCCGGGGCAACGGCCCCAAAGCCAAGGAUACGGCGGGGCCAGGCCGGGAACGGCUGGCCGAGAGCAGGUCAAUGAACAAGGUUAUGGGCCUGGCUAGGCGCUACAUGAUCUACCCACAGCCGAAUUCAAGAUUGAGGAAGAAACUCUAGAGGAAUGGAAGGCCCUGACUGAACUGAUGACUGGUGAUGCAGAGGUCAGCCCGUGAUCCGAGAGUCUCUCGAUUCUAUUUCGCCCUUUGCUUGCUUGGUAACUCCACAGUUCAGUCCUCAGUUCAUAUAUGUGGCCCCAACCCAGCCAGAAAAUGCCCCGAAUUCGGGACAAGCGCCGGACCAAUUUCGCGGCAAUCAAAAGGAUGAAAAGGGUCAAUAUAAGAGUGACAAUGGGAAAUGAUACCACAGGUCGAUGAUGACGUGCAUGAUUUGCCUUGACAUUAUCCUGUUCUUGCACGCAAUGUUCAAUAGAGGCAUGCUUAACUUUGCGAAAAACCAAAGUACAUGAAUUGAUAAAACCCACAACAUGAAGGUUGAUGUGUGCCCCAUAAU
Exophiala mesophila is the source of this 1794-nucleotide messenger RNA. RefSeq lists its product as uncharacterized. The transcript has 6 exons. Bases 471 to 1349 code for a protein of 292 amino acids. Gene Ontology annotation, molecular function: DNA-binding transcription activator activity, RNA polymerase II-specific; protein heterodimerization activity; DNA binding. The record is from RefSeq and is a predicted model, not a curated record. Gene Ontology annotation, biological process: regulation of DNA-templated transcription. Gene Ontology annotation, cellular component: CCAAT-binding factor complex; nucleus. NCBI's taxonomy places the organism in Eukaryota, Fungi, Ascomycota, Eurotiomycetes, Chaetothyriales, Herpotrichiellaceae.